Lemur catta (Ring-tailed lemur) is the source of this 4904-nucleotide messenger RNA. It is a transcript of the gene USP35, whose product is annotated as ubiquitin specific peptidase 35. Gene Ontology annotation, cellular component: cytosol; nucleus. NCBI's taxonomy places the organism in Eukaryota, Metazoa, Chordata, Mammalia, Primates, Lemuridae. The coding region runs from base 845 to 3907 and encodes 1020 amino acids. The transcript has 15 exons. Gene Ontology annotation, molecular function: cysteine-type endopeptidase activity; cysteine-type deubiquitinase activity. The record is from RefSeq and is a predicted model, not a curated record. Gene Ontology annotation, biological process: protein deubiquitination.
GAGUAGGUCUUCGCUGUGACAGAUUUCAGUUUUAUUUGCUACUUCAUACUUGCAUUCAGAUGGUGACUAGUCGUCGUCUGUGGGUCUUGAUUUUGCCUGGCAUUGAGGAUACCUAGAGCCUUCAAGAUGUGCAGGCCCUGUGUUAGGCCACAGGAAUUCGAGGUGAAUAAGAACAAGAGCAGCUUUGCCUGAGGCCUAAUGUACACUGAUACCAUGCUGAAUGUUUCUGUUCAUUUUAUCUUCACAACCAUCCUAUGAGGUUUGCUCACUCAAAGAGCCCAGAAAUGACACCCAGCAGCAAUGAGCACACCAGGCCCCGUUUCUUGGUUUCUAAAUGUUAUCUCCUCUAAAAGAAACCAGGGCUUCCUGGAGAAAUUGAUGAUUCCAGGACUUUUACAGGAAAAGUUCAAGUUUGGAAUCUAAGGCUUGGGGCAAGACCCAUGUGAUCACCUGGAAGUAAAUGCAAGGAGAGUUUCCACGGUGCAGGGGAAUGGACAGAGCAUGGCUGGGUAAAUUUCAAGAAGACGAUGCUCAGCAUGAAUAAGGUUGUCUUCCAAUAAACUGGAGACUUCCCCACCUACAUCAGCCCACCAGGAUAAGGGAUCUUUGGCUCACAGUCCAGGGGACUAUGUAGAGGCUUAUGCAGAGCGGGGUGAGAAGAUUGGACUUUGCAGUGGAAGCAGCAUCCCUCCCAUCUGGGACCAGGCGGAGGGCGUCCCCAACCUGGGGGGAGCAGAGGACCCGCCCUGACCUAGCCCGGCCCAGCCUAGUCCUGCCGGGCCUGAGCGCCCCGCCCAGGAGCCGGCUCUGAGUCAGGGCCCACUGGGGUCCAGGAGCGGGCGCCAUGGACAAGAUCUUGGAGGCGGUGGUGACGUCGUCGUACCCGGCCAGCGUGAAGCAAGGGCUGGUGCGGCGCGUGCUGGAGGCGGCGCGGCAGCCGCUGGAGCGGGAGCAGUGCCUGGCGCUGCUGGCGCUGGGCGCGCGGCUCUACGUGGGCGGCGCCGACGAGCUGCCGCGCCGCGUGGGCUGCCAGCUGCUGCACGUGGCGGGCCGCCACCACCCCGACGUCUUCGCCGAGUUCUUCAGCGCGCGCCGCGUGCUGCGCCUGCUGCAGGGCGGGGCCGGGCCCCCGGGCGCCCGCGCGCUGGCCUGCGUGCAGCUGGGCCUGCAGCUGCUGCCCGAGGGGACCGCGGCCGACGAGGUGUUCGCGCUGCUGCGGCGCGAGGUGCUGCGCACCGUGUGCGAGCGCCCGGGGCCCGCGGCCUGCGCGCAGGUGGCUCGGCUGCUGGCGCGGCACCCGCGCUGUGUGCCCGACGGCCCGCACCGCCUGCUCUUCUGCCAGCAGCUGGUGCGCUGCCUCGGUCGCUUCCGCUGCCCCGCCGAGGGCGAGGAGGGCGCCGUGGAGUUCCUGGAGCAGGCCCAGCAGGUGAGCGGGCUCCUGGCGCAGCUGUGGCGCGCGCAGCCCGCCGCCAUCCUGCCCUGCCUCAAAGAGCUGUUUGCGGUCAUCUCGUGCACAGAGGAGGAGCCGCCGUCUAGCGCCCUGGCCAGUGUGGUCCAGCACCUCCCACUGGAACUCAUGGACGGUGUCGUCCGGAACCUCAGCAACGAUGACAGUGUGACGGACUCCCAGAUGCUGACGGCCAUUAGCAGGAUGAUCGAUUGGGUUUCCUGGCCCCUUGGGAAGAACAUUGACAAGUGGAUCAUUGCACUGCUGAAGGGCCUGGCUGCCGUUAAGAAGUUCAGCAUCUUGAUCGAGGUUUCACUUGCCAAAAUUGAGAAGGUCUUCUCCAAGCUGCUGUACCCAAUUGUCCGGGGAGCUGCCUUGUCUGUCCUCAAGUACAUGCUCCUGACUUUCCAGCACUCCCAUGAGGCCUUCCACCUGCUCCUCCCUCACAUCCCCCCCAUGGUGGCCUCUCUGCUCAAGGAGGACUCGAACUCGGGGACCAGCUGCCUGGAGCAGCUGGCAGAGCUGGUCCACUGCAUGGUGUUCCGGUUCCCGGGCUUCCCGGACCUGUAUGAGCCUGUCAUGGAGGCCAUCAAGGACCUCCAUGUUCCCAACGAGGACCGCAUCAAGCAGCUGCUGGGGCAGGAUGCCUGGACCUCACAGAAGAGCGAGCUGGCUGGCUUCUACCCCCGGCUCAUGGCCAAGUCAGACACGGGCAAGAUUGGUUUAAUCAAUCUGGGAAACACGUGCUACGUGAACAGCAUCCUUCAGGCCUUGUUCAUGGCUUCUGACUUCAGACACUGCGUCCUCCGUUUGACUGAGAACAACUCACAGCCCUUGAUGACCAAGCUGCAGUGGCUCUUUGCCUUCCUGGAGCACAGCCAGCGACCUGCCAUUUCCCCAGAGAACUUCCUCUCUGCGUCCUGGACACCCUGGUUCAGCCCUGGCACCCAGCAGGACUGCUCAGAGUACCUGAAGUACCUGCUGGAUAGGCUGCACGAAGAGGAGAAAACUGGGACAAGGAUCUGCCAAAAGCUCAAACAAUCCAGCUCACCCUCCCCACCUGAGGAGCCCCCGAGUCCAAGUUCAACCUCUGUGGAGAAAAUGUUUGGGGGCAAGAUUGUGACUCGGAUAUGCUGUCUCUGCUGCCUCAAUGUCUCCUCCCGCGAGGAGGCCUUCACCGACCUCUCUCUUGCCUUUCCUCCUCCUGAGCGCUGUCGCCGCCGUCGCCUGGGCUCGGUGAUGGUCCCUGCAGAGGACAUCAGAGCCCAGGAGCUCCCACCAGCAGCCCGAGCCCAGGUCGCAAGCCCAAAGGUGGGUCCCCGGAGGCAAAGGAAACUCUGUAUCACAGGGGACGCGCCCCCCACUGUCCUGGACAGCGGAGGCCUGGACUCCCCGGCAGCGGGGGAGCAGGGCGGGCAGGAGAGGGAGGAGGAAAGGAAGGAAGAGAGAGCAGAGAAGGAAGAAGAAGUGGAAAAGGAAGAGGAGGAGGAAGAAGAAAGGACCCGAGUGGAAGAAGAGGAGAAAGAAAAAGUGGAGGAGGAGAAGGUGGAGAAGGAAAAGGAGGCGGCGCCCCAGGAGGAGGAGGAGGCUGAGAAGGAGAAGGAAGAGGACGGCCUGGGCUCGGGGACCUCCCAGGAUGCUGUCAUCCUCUGUGAGGAACAGACGUGUGGCCCUGAGGGCUCCCGCUCUGUCCUGGACCUGGUCAACUACUUCCUGUCACCCGAAAGGCUGACGGCGGAGAACCGCUACUACUGCGAGUGCUGUGCCUCCCUGCAAGACGCAGAGAAGGUGGUGGAGCUGAGCCAGGGGCCGCGCUACCUCAUCCUCACGCUGCUGCGCUUCUCCUUCGACCUGCGCACCAUGCGGCGCCGCAAGAUCCUGGACGACGUCGCCAUCCCCCUGCUGCUCCGCCUGCCGCUGGCCGGCGGCCGGGGCCAGGCCUACGACCUGUGCAGUGUCGUGGUGCACUCCGGAGUGUCCUCAGAGAGCGGGCACUACUACUGCUACGCCCGCGAGGGCGCUGCCCGUCCCCCUCCUGCUCUGGGAGCUGCCGACAGGCCAGAGCCCGAGAACCAGUGGUACCUGUUCAACGACACUCGAGUGUCCUUCUCCUCCUUUGAGUCUGUCAGCAACGUCACCUCCUUCUUCCCCAAGGACACAGCCUAUGUGCUCUUUUACCGGCAGCGGCCUGGGGAAGAGGCCGAGUUGGGCUCUCCCAGAGUCCGGGCAGAGCCCACCCUCCACAAGGACUUGAUGGAAGCCAUUUCCAAAGACAACAUCCUUUACCUGCAGGAGCAGGAGAAGGAGGCACGCAGCAGGGCGGCCUACAUCUCGGCACUCCCUGCCUCUCCACGCUGGGGGAGAGGCUUUGAUGAAGACAAGGAUGAGGAUGAAGGCUCCCCAGGGGGUUGCAACCCUGCAGGUGGCAAUGGUGGCGACUUCCACAGACUGGUCUUCUAAUGUGAACCCACUCCUAGCCUGCUCCCACCUCUGGGGGGCCCCAUAGCCAACCUCGGGAAGCAGUGACCCCUCCCUUCUGGAAGCCCGGAGGGGUCUGGGGGAGGCAGGCCUAGUGCUGAAGUAGGCUCUUCCAAGGGCAAGGAGGAGGGCUAGCGUCUGGGACCCCAGACCUCGGCCUGGAGGGUACACAGAGACUCUCAGACGUGGAGGUAAGACCCAAGCCCCUGAUCCUGGGAUCAGUCCCAUUAACAUUUUACACCCAAGUGUCCUGAUUAACUUGAAGCAACUGAGGUGGGCACACUCUGGGCUUUGCCUCCACCCCCUCCUGCCCCUGCAGGCUCCCUGUGCAGGAGCAUCUGAUUAUGUUCAGGAAACAGGGCUGAACCUCAGCUCUGAUGUUUUGCUAUCAAGUAGCACUUCCCUUCCAGCUCUAUUCAGACGAGUCCUGCUCUAUAAUACGAAAAGCACAGCGGGAUCUGAGUCCUUGCACAAAAAAGGGGGCUGUGUGUCACCUCUGGCCAUCCUCUUGUUUCUCCAGGGGGGUUCCCUCCACUGUUGGUUUGUACUACUUUAAGAGUAGUAGAGGGGAAGCAGCGUGGCACAGAUCAGAGACCCAGAGUUUCAUCUGGUCCGACCCCUCCUUGGCCUGUCUCCCUCCCCUGUAGCAAGCGAGGACACAUCAAGGGGAGGCGGAGCCCCUUUACCUCUAUCCCCUCUCUUCUCUCGCCUGCCUCAGUGCCUGAGAUGCCACCGUUAGCAUCCCCCUUCUGGUUAAAGUAGAGUCCUUACUUCACUGCAGAGACUGAAGCCAUCGUCCUCUGAGGAAGCGGGCUGGCUCGUCUGUGCGCAGUGGGCCAUUAGGGCUGUGAGAGUGGCUGCCUGAGGGGGGUGGUGAAGCGCAGAUGUUGACCUCAUUGUGCCCCGACACUGCUAUAAGCCCCCUCUAAGUGAAGCAGAGACCCACGUCUCUAACAGAAAUAAAACUAGGUUCAAUGAA